AUGCCAUCAGCGCAACUGUUUCUUCUGUUAUUCUCUCUGGCUUUCACCAGUGUUUGUGUCAACUUGGGGCAGCCAUUUCCAGAAGAUGGUGAGAAUGAAGAAAAGAGUCAUUUGGACGAUAUGUUCCAAAGGGCAGAAAACAUCAUCUUGAGGUCUAUUCUUAAGAAAGUUGAAGAUGACGAAGAGGACACCAACAAAGAGCCAAGUGCUUCUCAGCUGAACUGGAUUUCAAAAAGACAGCACCCUGGAAAGAGAUCUUUGAAUGAUUUAGACAAGAGGCAGCACCCUGGGAAAAGGGAAGAUGUGAGUGACAGUUUCUAUGGAGAAACUCUGAAGCGACAACACCCUGGGAAAAGAGAAGACGACGAUGAAUUUGAUCGCUACUUAGAACUGCAGAAGAGGCAGCAUCCCGGCAGAAGGGCCCUUUGGGACCUGUACCCCGAGAUCCCUAGCAACCAGCUGGCCUAUCUGAAUGAAUUAUCCAAAAGGCAACAUCCGGGCAAGAGAUAUCUGGCUUAUAGCAAACAGCAACAGCCUGGCAAGAAAAGCUGGGAGGCUGGGCUAGAUGGCAGUGAGCAGGACUUGGAGAAACGACAACAUCCAGGGAAGCGGUACCUGGGUUUGGAGAGCCCAGACUACCCUCUCCCCUGUGAUCCCCAGGAUUCCAUCAACUGCAGCAAAGGCAGCUUGUUGUUGGAGCUGCUAAAUAGCGUAAAUGAAGGCCAGGCAGAAGAGAAGCGGCAGCACCCUGGAAGAAGGUCUUCGUGGGAUGGGGAAGUGGAGGCAGAGGAGUGA
This is a messenger RNA of Eublepharis macularius, 795 nucleotides long. RefSeq names its product thyrotropin releasing hormone (gene TRH). The transcript has 2 exons. The record is from RefSeq and is a predicted model, not a curated record. NCBI's taxonomy places the organism in Eukaryota, Metazoa, Chordata, Lepidosauria, Squamata, Eublepharidae. The coding region runs from base 1 to 795 and encodes 264 amino acids. Gene Ontology annotation, molecular function: thyrotropin-releasing hormone activity. Gene Ontology annotation, cellular component: extracellular region. Gene Ontology annotation, biological process: hormone-mediated signaling pathway.